This is a messenger RNA of Pteropus alecto (black flying fox), 1988 nucleotides long. RefSeq names its product membrane palmitoylated protein 1 (gene MPP1). Gene Ontology annotation, cellular component: cell-cell junction; plasma membrane. The coding region runs from base 124 to 1527 and encodes 467 amino acids. The transcript has 12 exons. Lineage: Eukaryota; Metazoa; Chordata; Mammalia; Chiroptera; Pteropodidae. The record is from RefSeq and is a predicted model, not a curated record. Gene Ontology annotation, molecular function: signaling receptor binding.
AGACGGACCCAGCUGCACCGCCUCCGCCUCCUCCGCCGCCCCGCUGGCCCUGAGCCCUCGCACUCCAGUCUCUGGCCGACCCCUAGUGUCUGCGUCCCCGCGUCUCCACGUCCCGGCUCCCGCAUGAUGACGCUCAAGGCGAGCGAGGGCGAGGGCGGGGGCAGCAUGCGUACAGCGCUCUCCGACCUCUACCUAGAGCACUUGCUGCAGAAGCGCAGCCGGCCCGAGGCCGUGUCACACCAGCUGAAUGCUGUGACCGAGGACAUGUACACCAAUGGGUCUGCUGCCACAGGUAGCCCUGCCCAGGCGAAGGGGCAGGAGGUGCGAAAGGUGCGACUCAUACAGUUCGAGAAGGUCACAGAGGAACCCAUGGGAAUCACUCUGAAGCUGAAUGAAAAGCAGUCGUGUACGGUGGCAAGAAUUCUUCACGGUGGCAUGAUUCACAGACAAGGCUCCCUUCACGUUGGGGAUGAGAUCCUAGAAAUCAAUGGCACGAACGUGACUAAUCACUCAGUAGAUCAGCUGCAGAAGGCAAUGAAAGAAACCAAAGGAAUGAUCUCACUAAAAGUAAUUCCCAACCAGCAAAAUCGUCUUCCUGCUCUCCAGAUGUUCAUGAGAGCACAGUUUGACUAUGAUCCCAAAAAGGACAAUCUGAUUCCUUGCAAGGAGGCUGGACUGAAGUUUGUUACUGGGGACAUUAUCCAGAUCAUCAACAAGGAUGACAGUAACUGGUGGCAAGGGCGAGUGGAAGGCUCUGCCAAGGAGUCAGCAGGAUUGAUCCCUUCUCCUGAGCUGCAGGAAUGGCGAGUGGCCAGUGUGGCUCAGUCUGCUCCAAGCGAAGCCCCAAGCUGCAGUCCCUUCGGGAAGAAGAAGAAGUACAAAGACAAGUACCUGGCCAAGCACAGCUCAAUUUUUGACCAGUUGGAUGUUGUUUCGUACGAGGAAGUGGUUCGGCUCCCUGCCUUCAAGAGGAAGACCCUGGUGCUGAUCGGAGCCAGCGGGGUGGGUCGCAGCCACAUUAAAAACAUCCUGCUCAGCCGGAACCCGGAGAAGUUCGCGUACCCUGCCCCGUAUACGACACGGCCACCCAAGAAGAGUGAGGAAGACGGGAAGGAGUACCACUUCAUCUCCACGGAGGAGAUGACCAGGGGCAUCUCCGCCAACGAGUUCUUGGAGUUUGGCAGCUACCAGGGCAACAUGUUUGGCACCAAAUUCGAAACAGUGCACCAGAUCCAUCAGCAGGGCAAGAUUGCCAUCGUCGACAUCGAGCCCCAGACCCUGAAGAUUGUUCGGACGGCGGAACUCUCACCUUUCAUCGUGUUCAUCGCACCUACGGACCAGGGAACUCAGACGGAGGCCCUGCAGCAGCUGCAGAAGGACUCAGAGGCCAUCCGCAGCCAGUACGCUCACUACUUUGACCUCUCACUGGUCAAUAACGGCGUUGAUGAAACCCUCAAGAAACUGCAAGAAGCCUUUGAGCAGGCGUGCAGUUCCCCGCAGUGGGUGCCUGUCUCCUGGGUUUACUAAGCCUGUGCGCCCCUCUCUGGUGGUUGGAACUGCAUUCCCCUCGCUUUAAGACAAACAGGGUCGCUCCAACUAGUUUUGUGUCAGCUUUCAGCUCUAUGCACUAUCCUAAUUAGGCCAGUGGGUGUCAGUCUUGUGCAAGCUCCUGAACGGCUGGGCUCCGCUUUUCCUGCUACAUGCAGCCCCGUGCAUUGGAUUUCUCGAGGAUCUCUGGGGCCGGAAGUACUAUCCAAAUGCAGGUGCCAAAGAUGGCUCACGCGGGGAGGAAAAGCAGUGGACCCUGUCCCUCGAAAGCCUGCGCACCUUCACCUUUAAUCACACUGGGUAUUUCCUUUGUCCUUACUUUGAAGAAAUUAUUUUUAACUGCAACUUUCUAAAAUGCCAAAAUGAAACAGCUGUGCAAUAGGAUGUCCUCUGCUCUAGGAAAACCCUCAAAGCAAUAAAAAUUACCGUUGAAAUGCCAA